Messenger RNA from Drosophila busckii, 1741 nucleotides. Its product is annotated as leucine-rich repeat flightless-interacting protein 2. The transcript is spliced from 7 exons. Bases 210 to 1403 code for a protein of 397 amino acids. Gene Ontology annotation, biological process: regulation of DNA-templated transcription. The record is from RefSeq and is a predicted model, not a curated record. NCBI's taxonomy places the organism in Eukaryota, Metazoa, Arthropoda, Insecta, Diptera, Drosophilidae.
AACCCUACUACUUUCCAAAUAAUUUAUAAAGAAUUCACUUGAGUCAUAAGUUUAAGACAAUCGGUUUUUUUUUUUUAAAGAAUUACGCUGUUAAUAGUACUUCAGCUGUCGUUAGGUCAAGCAAUGUUGAAGCAUUUAUACGCCAUAAUCGUUGGUUAAAUAAAUGGCCCCAUAUUGUUUAUAAUUAAUCAAUAUAAAACGCAUUUGCCAUGGACACAUCAAACGCAACCGGCAGAAGACGAAACAAUGUGCGUGUCAACGCAGAGGAUAAUGCUCUCGAUCAAAUUACAAAAGAGGCCGAGGCACGCCUCGCCGCUCGUCGUCAAGCGCGAGCCGAGGCUCGAGAGAUACGUAUGCGGGAGCUUGAACGUCAACAGAAGGAGCUAGAACAGAAUGCUGACCGUGCCUUUGACAUGCAAAAUAUAACGACAAAUGUUAUUAGCGACACUCAUUCAUCACAUCCAUCGCGUCUCGUUUAUGGUGGACUCUUAAAUUUGUCACGUACUGCAGCAUCGCGACGCAGUAGUGAGGAUUCACUCGAAGACGAGGGUCGCAGUUUGCGUGAUAUUAAACAUGAGCUUAAAGACGUUGAAGAACGCUUCCGUAAAGCAAUGAUUACGAAUGCCCAGUUGGAUAAUGAUCGCUCAUGCCAAACAUAUGAAGUCAAACUACUUAAGGAUAAGAGCGAAAAUAUGCUAGAAUCGUUUGCACAGCUACAGCGAGAGCUGAAAAACAAAACGAAGGAUUGCAAUGCCCUCAAACGUAAUUUAGAUCGAACAACACUUGAACUGAAGCUUGUGCAGGGUCAGCUCAAUGAGCGAGAUACGCUUAUAGAGGAACAUGGGCUUGUUAUAGUUGCCAUUGAAAAUAGUGAUGGUAGUGAUGCCAAACGUGCUUUAGUUAGUGUGGAAAAUGCCAAUAUACUAGCAUCGGUGCAAGGAUCUCUGGAUGUAAGGCUUCAUCAGUUUUCCGAGGAAAAGCAGCGACUUGCAGUGGAAGUGCAGAAAUUGCAUGAGCAGCUGGAUGCUUAUAAGGCGGAAGGCAGAGGAGGACGUGGCAGCUUAAUAAACGGUACUCUAGACAACGACGAUGAUUAUGAGGUUCAAAGAGAAGCAAACAAGAUCAUAUCAGAUUAUAAAUAUAAAUUACAAAAGGCUGAACAGGAAAUCGCUAGUCUUCAAGCAAGCUUAGCACGUUCAGAAACGCAAGUUAUACGUUACAAGAGCACAGCCGAAGCGGCGGAGAAGGCAGAGGCUGAACUCAAAGUGGAAAGGCGUAAAUUACAACGAGAACACCGUGAAGUUUUGGAGCGUCUGGAGGAAACUGAAACAGCCAACAAUCAUUUGUUAAAGCGUUUGGAUAAGCUUAAAACGGCUAAGAGCGCGAUUUUGAAAGACUUAUGACCGCUAAGGGAAAGUAUUCAAUGAGCAACGCAAAUGCACGAACAUUGGACAGCGCCGACUCAAUUGCCGCCAGUGAUUGUUGUAAGCAAUCCAGCAUGAGCAUUUAAAAAGUGGAUAUUAAUUAAUGAGAAACAACAAAAAACAAAUAUGCAUCAACUUUUACUAAAACCAAUAUCUACUUUUUAAUUGGAUACAAUUGGAUGCUCCUAACAUGUUCAGUAUAUUGUAAAUCGAUAUAAAAUAAAUGCAUUCAUAUGUACGCCCUCAUACAUAACUGUUUGACAAAUAAAAGACAAGUGUUUAGCUCAGUUUGGAGUUGAAAGUCCAACAAUAAAGCG